Lineus longissimus is the source of this 897-nucleotide messenger RNA. RefSeq lists its product as uncharacterized. The record is from RefSeq and is a predicted model, not a curated record. The transcript has 2 exons. Lineage: Eukaryota; Metazoa; Nemertea; Pilidiophora; Heteronemertea; Lineidae. Bases 1 to 897 code for a protein of 298 amino acids. Gene Ontology annotation, molecular function: protein dimerization activity.
AUGUGCUUAAAGAGGGUAAUUGAGAAUUGGGAUGCUCUCAAGCAGCUGUUCAGGGAAGCCAGUGAAUCCCUCCCAGAAGACCAAGAUUGCAAAGAACGCAGGCUUUUCAAGUUCUAUCGAUCACCUACAAACAAGCUUCUUUGCCCUUUCCUUGUCCACACCAUGAAGAUAUUCGAUAAUGCAAACAAGCGUCUUCAGCAGCAAGCUCCCCUUAUCCACGAGCUGAGACAAGAUUUGAACAAGCUAGUGCGAGAUUUGCUACUUAGAUACAAGAUGCCAGAAGCCAUACGGCAUGUAGCUAUUGAAAACAUGAACGUGACAACGGAACUGGGGCAGAGGCAAGAUGCAGACCUCUUCAUCGGGGAAGAAGCACGGAACUUCAUUGCUGAUAAAGACAAUAAUGGUCUCCGAGGCCAUCGUAUCAAAGACUUCUUCUCUGGUGUCCGCAAGUUCUUCAUCGCUGCCUGCAGUUACCUGAAGGAAAAGCUACCCCUUCAGGAACCACUCCUAAAGCACGCUGAGGUUGCUGACACCAAAAAGAGGAUAAAUGGUGCACAAGCGGCUGACCUCGGAUAUUUCUUGGAUACAUUCCCAGCAUUGAUACCAGAAGGUGUCUCAAGAGAGACAGUGGAGCUUGAGUUCGCCGAGUAUCAAUCGGAGAGUGAGAUCCCAGUGGCUGAAGGCAUUGAUGACAUAGACAAGAAAUGGGUUCAAAUCGGAAAGAUGGAGGAUGGAGGUGGUGUGCCGAUGUUCAAGAACCUGGCCCAUGUCAUCUUGGGUAUUCUGACGAUACCCCAUUCGAAUGCACAAUGUGAACGUGUAUUUUCAUCAGUUCGCCAGAAUAAAACCUGGAAUAGGAGCAGCAUGGUUCUGAAACAACUGAAUCACUCAUAUUGA